Saccoglossus kowalevskii is the source of this 774-nucleotide messenger RNA. RefSeq lists its product as uncharacterized. NCBI's taxonomy places the organism in Eukaryota, Metazoa, Hemichordata, Enteropneusta, Harrimaniidae. The record is from RefSeq and is a predicted model, not a curated record.
ACUAUGCCGAUUUACACCGUCGCCAACUCGUGCAAAUUUACCAUUUUUAUCGCGCUGAUGGUUCUGGGGUUCUUUUUGUACAUUACGUUACUAUCUGCUGUCCACACGGCUUUUCAUGACAGACAAGGCGAUUUCGGUAGCAGGCAUGAGGAAUGGAAGCACACACUAACCUGGGUGGAAAAACGCAACAGUUUACCAAAUUAUUUUCUCCGACCGAAGCUGUAUGCAUCAAGUAGUAAAAAAUGGCCACCGAAUGAAAAAUACCGAAAUGGCGUUAUGGUGUUUGUUCACAAUGCGAAGACUGGCGGUUCAAGCAUGAGACGAUGUAUUCGUUCCCUCCGGGAAACUUGGAAUAAAACUACCCCGACUCGCCUCUACAGUGCAAUAUCGGGAAACUUGAGGACGUUUUAUCGCAAUAUGCUCAAUUCCAGCAAAAUUGAUUAUAAGAACGAUAUGUACUGGGGCGAUAUGUCCAUGGGUGUUUGCGACUACAUCGAUAAGCCAUGCUCGUAUUUUGCAAUUUUGCGAAACCCGUAUGAGCGUGCCGUCGGGACUUACAUUAUGUGUCGACAACAGCAAGGCAGACACAGAGCCCACUUAUGUCAACUAGAACACGCCAACAACAUGACAGUUAAACAAUGGUCCAUUUACCAGGAAAGUCAGUUUUUCGACCAACUGCUCGUCAACCCCGAAAUCUUAGCAGAUCAUCCGAAAUUCAACGACCUUUUCCAAGGAGAACUUUCCAAGAAAAAAUACGAUCGUUUGCUUGGCUGA